AUCAGUAAGGUAGGGUCGCUACAAUAAAAUUUCGUCAAUGGAUUAUUAUUUUAUACACAUGCGAUUCAGUGUUGAACAGAUUCUUCUACGGACGGGAAAAUCUUCGCAAAGAACUCCUUAAACUCAGAAAAGGAAUGUCGACGUUCCCACCCUCGCCUCCUUCAACCCCUCCAGCCAUUUAUCCAAUGGAAACUUGUCCUCGCAAGAAACUAAAAACCCAGAAAGCUGCAAUGGAGAGGUCGGACUACGAUGCUGUGGAGACUCUCCUCCUCAUGAGGAAUUGUCCAUCAGCUUCUAAAUCAGACACAUCGUCCCUACCCCCUUCACCUACCAGCUCACCGCAUGACGCCCCCCUCUCACCAGCAGCAUCCUUAGAUGAACAUGUUGCCAUGGCACUUGGGGAUGCUACAAGCAUGGAGUAUACGUCUUUCUACAACAAAACACCUGGCUGCAUCGAAACACCCCCACUGACGCCCCCGCCUGGGCUCAACUUCACCCAGUUCAACAUGCCUAUCACUAGUGUCCCUGUUUCCAGAAUAGUCAAUCCUGCAACCAACAGAGCCCAGCAGUCCAUCCCAACAAGUCGUUUGCUUGUGACGCAUCGAUUGGAAAGCUGCAAUGUUGUGAAUACAACUCCAAGCGUCAUGUCGUGUGAAGAGCGGCCAAGCAGAUGGGUCAGAGACGCAACAGCGGUGUCAAGUGUAGCCAGUGGACCAGUCUGCAGUGGACUGACCUCUUCAAUGCCCGCUUUGAGCACAAUGAGCUCGACGCCAAACCAGAACUUGAAUAAAGUCGCAACAAAUGCAACUAGUGGACUUUCUGGGGACGUGUUUAAGGUACCUGUGAUGAGCGCCGAAAGUAUUUGUCGUUUUGUGCCUGUUGGCCCCAGAGGAUCAAAUGCAAUAUCCACAAGCUCAAAGACUGUUUUGUCGACGCAUGAAGCAGUCAGCAUGUCAUCUGUUCCGGUGAUCACAAAGCCAUCUGCCACAACGAAUACAUCGCCUUCAGAAAACUCCACACAAUUGCCAAAUCAAACACAGUACAAACUCAUCGUCAUGGCUGUCCCCACAAAUAUGAUGCAAGUCAUCAGUAAUGCACCAAAGAGUGAAGCAACUGGACCAAAUGUCACAAAGUACUGCCCCCUUGCGCCAGCCCCAAUCCCAAACACAAACUCUGCAAACUCAAAUAAAACUGCUGUGCAGCCAGCCCUGAUGGAGUUCUCCAGGAGAAGGAAUCACUUAUGUAUGCAUGAAAACUGUGGGAAGACUUACUUCAAGAGUUCACAUCUGAAGGCACAUUUAAGAACACAUACAGGUGAGAAACCUUUCAUCUGCAGCUGGGAAAAAUGCGACAAACGUUUUGCUCGAUCAGACGAGCUCUCCCGACACAAGCGUACCCACACUGGGGAGAAGAAGUUUGCCUGCCCGAUGUGUGACCGACGUUUUAUGCGCAGUGAUCACUUGACCAAGCACGCUCGUCGACACAUGUCAACCAAGAAGAUACCAAACUGGCAGUUAGAAGUCACUAAGCUGACGGACAUGGCGUCUUCGGAGAAACAAAGUAACAUGGUCCCGGUUAUUUUAAGCGCUGCACAGUAAGCUGAACGUGUAAAUAAUAUAUAGACUUAUCAGGUCCACCCAAGUAUGCUUGUCAUGCCUGGAAUUUUAUCUAUGAAAGGGCAAGGCCAUUUUCAUUUUGCACCAAGACCAAUGGGCAACAAGGCCAAGGGGCACCAAGGCCAAGACCAGGGCAACAAAGGAUAUGACCCCCUUAGCCUCCAUGUAAUUCCAGACCUGACAUGUCUACCAAGAAUAUUCCCAACUGCCAUUCGGAGGUCUGGAAGCUGGCGGACUUGGCUCCAUCGGAGAAACAAAGCAACAUUGUCCCACAGUCAAUCUUAGCGCUGUACACACUGUGUAAAUAACAUAAACUUUACAUAUAUAUCAGGGUUUUAGAUUCUCUGAACAGAUUAUGGGUGAAUUUUUCCUUUCUGUAACACUUGUGAAAGUCUGUGUAAUAGACUAUUUUAGCUACACUUCAAUCACUGUAAUAAAUUAAAAGAUUAAUUUGAUGUAUGCGGUGUCUCCAUGGAGCAUCUUACCAUUUGGAAUUCCUUACCUAACCCCUGGAGUAAUUUAAUGUGUAUCUUGUAGAUGGAUACCAAAAUGACAUCGACAGUCAACACCCUCACAACUUUGGCCCAAGUGAAGAAAGAAGAGCCAAGUAGGAACAUAGAGAAAGGUCCCACAUAGUGGGCCCUUUUGCUCUGUUCCUACUUGGGUCUAUGCUACUCUCUCAAGUCUGGCAAGGCGUGUUUAUGGAAUCAUUUAUUUGGUUUACUUUAAAUACACUGGUGACAGACUUGCCAGGAAAAUGUAUUUAUCUUGGCAGUGUGUAUACACUGAGAAUUUCUUUUAAAAAAUAAAAGAUUUACCUGUGAACUCUGCUGUCAAAAGACCCCAUGCGUAAUGAUGUCUUGCUUAAACAGAGCCCUUGCUGAAGGAAGACCUAUCAUUGGGUGGAAGUUGUGCGUGGUACACAAUGUUUCAAUUGUCUGAUUUAAGCAAUGGCGACCAAUGCAAAGGGUCUAUGGAAAAUGUGCCUCGGAGAAAGAUGUUAGCUAGGACCAAUGAUUACCUUGGAGAAAAAAUCUUAAGCAUUUUAUUUAUUUAUUUAUUAUACAAAUACAUAGUACAUAAACUGUUUUUUUUUUCUGUUCUUUUUUCUUUUUCAUUUAAAUCUCGGGAAGAUUUUAUUCUGUAUUCUACACUAAGACAUCGAAGUUGCCUGAAUUGCUUUGCUCCACAGCUUUUCAAUUCAGCACAAUAUUUUGGAACGACUAAGACUGGUAUAAUAACAGUGCCUUUUAUGACAACCGGUGAAAGUAAAAUUUCCCGGUUUAACACCUGUCCCUCUAAGUGUCUGUUUCAAAGGUGUAAUUGCUAUGUUAGCAAUUUGUGUAUCACUUGAUUAAUGAGAUAAUUACUUUUCUCUGUACAUCAGUAAUUUUUAAGACCACAACAAUUUGUGUUUGUCCAGAUUUUAGCUUGUUUGAUGUAGACUUUCUCACCAAGUAUCGUACAUUAUCUUUCUUGCAUAUACAUAUUAGAGUAUUGGUAUGCGUUUAAGGGAAAGUACACGUUUGGUAACUACUCAAAACAAAUAUUAACUUAAAAACUGACUUGGUAACGAGCAUUGGAG
Molecule: messenger RNA, 3201 nt
Organism: Asterias rubens (European starfish)
Lineage: Eukaryota; Metazoa; Echinodermata; Asteroidea; Forcipulatida; Asteriidae
Product: Krueppel-like factor 10
Exons: 4
Coding region: 135-1598 (487 amino acids)
Biological process (GO): regulation of transcription by RNA polymerase II
Molecular function (GO): DNA-binding transcription factor activity, RNA polymerase II-specific; RNA polymerase II cis-regulatory region sequence-specific DNA binding
Source: RefSeq, a predicted model, not a curated record